Molecule: messenger RNA, 2060 nt
Organism: Chionomys nivalis (European snow vole)
Lineage: Eukaryota; Metazoa; Chordata; Mammalia; Rodentia; Cricetidae
Gene: Dnaaf1
Product: dynein axonemal assembly factor 1
Exons: 12
Coding region: 1-1920 (639 amino acids)
Biological process (GO): cilium assembly
Cellular component (GO): axoneme
Molecular function (GO): protein binding; dynein complex binding
Source: RefSeq, a predicted model, not a curated record
AUGCACCCCGAGUCCUCAAAGCCGCCGGCGGAUGGAGCGGCGGAACCCACUCUGGAGGAGUCGGCGGGCGAUCAUGGCGACGUGGGCCCAGGGGUCCGCAAAGAAGAAAUUAAUGAGACCAAGGAAACGUGUGUGGAUCCUUCCACAGCAUCCUGCCAAAGUCAGCAGCAACAGAGUGGCGACAGCCAGAGUGGCGACAGCCAGAGUGGCGACAGUGGCUCAGAUGGUCACUUAGCCAACUCAAGAAAUGACAAGGAUGAUCGGGGCCCCAGGAUGACUAAACAGUUCCUUCAAAAGCUCUGCAAGCAGCACAAGCUGUACAUCACCCCUGCCCUGAAUGACACGCUGUAUUUACACUUCAAGGGGUUUGACCGCAUUGAGAACCUCGAAGAGUACACAGGCCUUCGCUGCCUCUGGCUGGAGUGCAAUGGCAUCCAGAGGAUCGAGAACCUGCAGGCCCAGAGCGAGCUGCGCUGCCUCUUCUUGCAAGUGAACCUGUUGCACAAGAUCGAGAACCUGGAGCCGCUCCAGAAGCUGGACGCCCUCAACCUGAGCAACAACUACAUCAAGACCAUUGAGAACCUCUCCUGCCUCCCUGUCCUGAACACACUGCAGAUAGCCCACAACCGCCUGGAGACCGUGGCAGACAUUCAGCACCUCAGUGAGUGUCUGCGACUCUGUGUCCUCGACCUCUCCAACAACAUGCUGAGUGACCCGGAGAUCUUGAGCGUGCUUGAGAGCAUGCCGUGUCUGCGUGUGCUGAACCUGAUGGGAAACCCAGUGACCAAAAAUAUCCCUAACUACCGCAGGACAGUCACUGUUCGUCUGAAGAACUUGACUUACCUGGAUGACAGGCCGGUUUUCCCCAAGGACAGGGCAUGUGCAGAGGCAUGGGCCCGAGGGGGCUAUGCAGCUGAGAAGGAGGAGCGGCGCCAGUGGGAGAGCAGGGAACACAAGAAGAUCACAGACAGCCUGGACGCUUUGGCCAUGAUCAAGCGGCGGGCUGAGGAGCGGAAGAAGGCCAGAAACAGAGGGCAGACACCCCUGCCAGACAGUGAGGAGAGUACCCCCACCAGCCCAGAGCCUCAGGAAGAGCCACCCACGGAAGAAACCCAGCAGAAGAUGGAGCUGUUUGUGAAGGAGAGCUUUGAGGCCAAAGACGAACUGUUUCCAGAGAAGCCAAGCGGAGAGAAGGAGCCGGCUGUGGUGGUGAACGGAGCAGUGGAAGAACCAGACCUUCCUGGGAGUCUGGCUCAGACCCAGACAUCCCUGGUGGCCAGUCCUGAUGAGUCCACGUCUCCAGUGACCUCUGCUGAUGGGGCCAGAACUGAAGACACAGACGCCAUUGCCGUGGAGACCAAGGAGAGGCUUUUCAUUGAUGACCUGCCCGACUUGGAAGAUGUUGAUGACAGUGACGCGUUUAUGGAGGACCAGACAAAGGAAACGGGCAUCCCAAAAAUCCAGGUGGUUUCCAGCUUGAGUGAGGACAGUGACCUUGAACUGGACGACUCUUCCCUCCUGGUGUUGGAAGGCACUCCCAUAGGCUCCACAGGCCUCUCAAACAUAUUUGCCAUCUCCAAGGACCCCUCAAAGGUGGCCAGGGUGCCUUUUGCAGACAUAUGUAAGCCAACAGCAACAGAACUGGAAACCCAAGGUCAAAUCUCCAGCGCCACCUCUCCACAACCCCUCAUCCAGGAGCUGGAAGAUGAGCAGGGAGAGGAUGAAUCAAACCAGCCCCUGCCACCGCAAACAUGGGCAAGUAAAGCGGCACCUGCCCAGUCCAGUGAAGCCGGAGACAGCCAGCUGCCUGCAGCCAUCCUGCUAGGAGACAGAGCGGAGGAUGAAGCACAGUCUUUGUUGGACCUGGAGGAGCCCAGCAUCAGGGCAAGACUGGAAGACAUAGAGUUUGGCUUGGACUGAACCCCAAGGCAGUCUACACUGUUAGGCUAGCAGUGAAGUGGACGCAGGGCACCCUUUCCUGUGUGUUACUGCUGGUGCACUUUGGGACCCUGCACGGCAUCUGUUCUGCAGCCACAUCUGUGUGCCUUGUACCCAGUGCA